UUUAAAGCUCAUUGGGCCGUUUGUGACACGUGACCAGGAACAGCGGAAGAGCCUCAGACGUCCGCAUACAGAAGAGUCUCUUGGGUCUUCAGGAUGCAAAGUACCACUAACUACCUUUGGCUGAUCUCUGAUCUGCUUGGUCAGGGAGCAACAGCCAAUGUUUACCGCGGUCGACACAAAAAAACUGGGGACCUAUAUGCCGUGAAGGUAUUCAACAACAUCAGCUUUCUGAGGCCAUUAGAUGUUCAGAUGAGGGAGUUUGAGGUUUUGAAGAAAUUAAACCACAAAAACAUUGUGAAACUGUUUGCAGUGGAAGAGGAGUCUAACACUCGUCACAAGGUGCUUGUUAUGGAGUACUGCCCUUGUGGGAGUCUGUAUACUGUUUUAGAGGAGGCUUCAAAUGCCUAUGGCCUUCCUGAAGAUGAGUUCCUUAUAGUCCUCCAUGAUGUGGUUGCUGGGAUGAACCACUUGAGGGAAUAUGGCAUCGUCCACCGUGACAUUAAACCUGGGAACAUUAUGCGUGUGAUUGGAGAGGAUGGACGAUCUGUCUACAAGCUGACAGACUUCGGCGCUGCCAGAGAGUUGGAGGAUGAUGAGCAGUUUGUGUCACUCUAUGGCACUGAGGAAUAUUUGCAUCCUGACAUGUAUGAGCGUGCUGUUUUGAGGAAAGAUCACCAGAAAAAAUAUGGGGCCACAGUGGAUCUUUGGAGUAUCGGUGUUACUUUCUACCAUGCAGCUACAGGCAGCCUCCCAUUCCGACCUUUUGAAGGGCCCCGCAGAAAUAAAGAAGUGAUGUAUAAAAUUAUCACAGAGAAACCUCCUGGAACAAUCUCUGGUCACCAGAAGUGUGAAAAUGGCAAAAUUGAAUGGAGCACAGAGAUGCCAGUGUCUUGCAGCUUAUCUAAGGGAUUGCAGAGCCUUCUUACCCCUGUGCUUGCCAACAUCUUGGAGGCAGAUCAGGAAAAGUGCUGGGGUUUUGACCAGUUUUUUGCAGAGACAAGUGACAUCCUGCACCGUACAGUUGUUUAUGUUUUCAGCCUACAGCAAGCUACUCUUCAUCACAUCUACAUCCAUGAAUACAACACAGCCGCACUGUUCCAGGACCUGCUGUGCCGAAGGACCAGUAUCGCACUCCACAACCAGGAGCUACUUUAUGAGGGCCGGCGUCUCAUCCUCGACCCAAACCGCCAAGCCAAAACAUUCCCCAAGACUUCCAGAGACAACCCCAUAAUGCUUGUCAGCCGCGAGUCUGUCACUACCGUUGGACUCAUCUUCGAAGACCCCAGUCCACCAAAAGUUCAACCUCGCUACGAUCUAGAUUUAGAUGCCAGCUAUGCCAAGACAUUUGCAGGAGAUGUGGGGCAUUUAUGGAAAACUUCAGAGUCUCUCCUUGUGUAUCAGGAACUAGUACGAAAGGGUGUCCGUGGACUAAUAGAGCUGAUGAAGGAAGACUACAGUGAAAUUCAACACAAAAAGAAUGAAGUCUUUCAUUUGUGUGGCUAUUGUACACAGAUACUUGAAAAAACAGAACAGCUAUUUGAGGUGUUCAUGCAGGCCAACAUGCUGUCAACAGAAUACGAUGAGAUCUCAGACAUGCACAAGAAAAUUCUUAGGAUUGCAAGUUCUUUGGAGCCCAUUGAACGAACAACGCAAGAUAUCAAAAGUAAAUUCUUACCCGGAGGAGUGCUGACAGACACCUGGACACAACAAGUUGGGACUCACCCUGAGGACAGAAAUGUGGAAAAAAUCAAAGUGUUGCUGGAUGCCAUCACAGCCAUUUACCAGCAGUUUAAAAAGGACAAGGCUGAACGAAGACUGCCAUACAAUGAGGAACAGAUCCAUAAAUUUGAUAAACAAAAGUUGGUCCUUCAUGCCAGCAAAGCAAGAUCCCUAUUCACAGAGGAAUGUGCCAUGAAAUACCGUUUGUUUAUCUCUAAGAGUGAGGAGUGGAUGAGGAAAGUUCAUCAUGUGAGGAAACAGUUCCUCAGCCUGUCUGGUCAACUGAUUAGCAUUGAGAAAGAGGUGACAAUGUUAAUGGAAAGAGCCAUCAAGCUGCAAGAGCAACUUCCUCAGAAAGUCCUUCCUCUAGUGUCCAGUGGGAUGAAGCCUCAGGCCUACCUGAGCCAAAACACACUCGUGGAAAUGACUCUGGGGAUGAAGAAACUAAAGGAAGAGAUGGAAGGUGUGGUCAAAGAGUUAGCAGAAAACAACCACUUCUUAGAACGUUUUGGCACUUUGACAUUGGAUGGAGGAUUGAGGGGCUAAAUUGAAUAAGACCAGUUUGUACAUAAUUACUGUAAAUAUGUAACCUGGUGAUCCAGCCCAUGCAGGAGCAUCUGGAGCCCUCCCCACAGUAUAUCAUCACACUCCCUCAAGUUUCUGAUUGAUGAUCAAUCGUGAUUCAUAUGCAAAUGAUUCAAAUGCAGAAGAAAUGUCCCUGAAAGAUUUAUAGUAAGCUGACACUUUUUUAAUAUAGAUUUUAUUUGUCCUGUUUUUAAGGAGGGGACAUUUCUCAAUCCACCUCUCAUUCCCUGCCAUUGAAACUUAUGGGUGUUUUAUCAAGAGUUCAGACUCUGUAUAGAAUAGGAGGACUUUUGGCUGACCACACAAGUAAUUAUCAUGGGGACUAUGUAAAUAUAUUCAUUCAAUAAGAAGGCAUAGAAGGCAUAUUUUGUUUAUCAGUUACUUUUUGUUUUCCUAGUAGAGCUAUACUGCUCAAACUGCUUAAAAUCAGGGUAUUCAAUGCCAUAGAAAACUUGUGGGUUAGCAGUUCAACCUCACUGCAAAAAGGUCCCAGGAUGGGGCUUUAUGGUGGAGUUUGCAUAUUCUCUCAUUUGUUUUUCCUAUUAGGUUCCUUCAGUUAUCUUGAGAGGUAUUAGUCGAUCUGUGUGCCUGUUUUACUUGUAUAUACAUGAACUUAUGUCCACUCCCCCCAUUCAAAAUGUCACACAAUUUUCUUCUGUAUAACUGUAAAUAAAUGUCGUAUAGACUUUAAAUCUAAUAAAUGUGUUUGAAGAUUUCAAUUGC
Periophthalmus magnuspinnatus is the source of this 3027-nucleotide messenger RNA. RefSeq names its product TANK-binding kinase 1 (gene tbk1). The record is from RefSeq and is a predicted model, not a curated record. Lineage: Eukaryota; Metazoa; Chordata; Actinopteri; Gobiiformes; Gobiidae. Gene Ontology annotation, molecular function: ATP binding; protein serine/threonine kinase activity. Gene Ontology annotation, cellular component: cytoplasm. Gene Ontology annotation, biological process: peptidyl-serine phosphorylation.